AUGGCGAAGCGGGCGAGAAUCGCAUCCGGACACAGGCCUGUACCUGAUCACUCUCCUGAGAAGACGGAAUCAGCUGCGACGCCGCUUGAGGCACCAAAACCAGACACUGCUCUACCAUCAACUUUCAAAAUUGUGGUAGGCACAUAUGAGAAGCUCUUAUAUGGCCUCGAGGGCCGUAUAGAGGAUGCGCCCAAAUCUGGAGACCUGUCUGGACGGGAGCUAGCUAUAAAUCUGAAGCCGGUUUUUAUUUUCCCGGCUCACGUAGCCUGUGUACGGGCAGUUGCUGCCUCUCCACAGGGUGGCAAGUGGCUUGCAACUGGUAGCACGGACGAAAUUGUCAAGGUCUGGGACCUUAGGCGCCGGAAAGAAGUGGGAGGAUUGAUUCAACAUCAAGGUUCUAUUACUCGACUCUCAUUCCCGUCCCGUUCGCACCUAUUAUCUGCUUCUGAAGAUGGCACCCUCUCUCUGUUCAGCACACGAGACUGGGCACUCUUACGAACUCUCAAAGGUCACAAGGGCAAAGUUAAUGACGUAUCAAUGCAUCCGUCGGGAAAACUAGCUCUCAGUGUGGGCAAAGAUCGAACACUUCGUAUGUGGGAUAUGAUGCGUGGCAAAGGCUCUGCGAGCACAAAACUUGGUAAAGAGGGAGAACUUGUUCGUUGGUCGGUUAGCGGAAAGAUUUUUGUCGUGCAAACUGGGUCUAGUCUGGAAAUUUAUCAAACCGACAUGACAUUAUUACACACUACAAUGCAUCCAUCGCGCAUUCAUGAUAUCAAAUUCUGGACACCAGACGACGAGCCUCUACGAGAAUUCUUACUUGUCGCUGCAGAAGAUAAAUUUGUUACAGUAUAUCAAAUCGGCCACGAGGAACAAAGCAUAAAAAUAAUUGCGAAAUUUGGGGGACAUUCUAGCCGCGUAAAAGCAUUGGAUAUACUACCCCUCGUUAACUCAGGAUCUAAGCACCAGAAGGUCACACUAAUGUCUACAGCUUCGUCCGACGGAAAAAUACUUGUCUAUAAUUUAUCCCAAGUGCCUACCUGUUCAAAAGAAACGGAUACGGUACCUGAGCUCAAGCCAAUGGCCUCUUAUGAUACAAAGGGAAGCCGCUUGGUUUGUUUAACUAUGGCUGAUGGCGACCCGCCGAAUAACCCCGGUGUAUCUUUGGGGAAGCGGGCUGCGGAAUAA
Molecule: messenger RNA, 1185 nt
Organism: Rhizoctonia solani
Lineage: Eukaryota; Fungi; Basidiomycota; Agaricomycetes; Cantharellales; Ceratobasidiaceae
Product: P21-activated protein kinase-interacting protein 1-like
Exons: 5
Coding region: 1-1185 (394 amino acids)
Molecular function (GO): protein binding
Source: RefSeq, a predicted model, not a curated record